Messenger RNA from Tribolium castaneum (red flour beetle), 1547 nucleotides. RefSeq names its product Phosphatidylinositol glycan anchor biosynthesis class U (gene PIG-U). Lineage: Eukaryota; Metazoa; Arthropoda; Insecta; Coleoptera; Tenebrionidae. The transcript has a single exon. Gene Ontology annotation, cellular component: membrane; GPI-anchor transamidase complex. Gene Ontology annotation, biological process: attachment of GPI anchor to protein. The record is from RefSeq and is a predicted model, not a curated record. Bases 173 to 1501 code for a protein of 442 amino acids.
AAUGUAAUUCCAUUUACUUUUAGCACAAAUUAGUUCAUGUUUGUAUUGCUCGUUGCUUUAGCCACAAUGUCACUCCUGUUCCUGUCACGAUACUAACCUCACUUUAUUCAAUUAUUUAGUGGGCCGGUAAUCGCCAAUAUUUCCGAAAACUGCCCCUGAAAAGUGUAAAAUAAUGGCACAUGGGAAAACCGAAAAAUGUGAGCAAGACUGCUACAAAGGCGGAACCGUUUUAUUCAUGUACUUGACGGGGCUUGGUAUCCGGUAUUGGCUCAUGUUUUCGAGAUAUCAGUCCAUAAUUGCGAACCACAUCGAAAUAUCUACACCUCUGAACUCCUGGAAGCGAGUGUCCGAAGGGCUUUGUCUCCAGUCCAAAGGUAUCAAUCCAUACGAAGGGGACUUACUUCAUGAAGCUCCGAUAACAAUAUUAUUUUAUAAAGUGUUGACACAGUGGUGGAAGUUGGACAUUAAGACUAUUUUUCUCGCCUUUGAUGCGGGAACGGCCGUGGUAUUGUAUUUCGUCGCGAAGAAAUACAUGUUUCACUUAUUUAUUGAACAAGAAGAGAAUAAAAAACAAUAUGCUCUGAACAGUAAGGAGUUCCUGUUAUCGGGCUCUGAUUUCGUCAAUUCGCCCGUUUUUGUCGCAUCGGCGUUUCUGUUUAAUCCAUACACGAUUUUUAACUGCGUUGGACAGUCAACUGUCGUGUUCCAUAAUUUUUUCAUCGCUUUGUUUUUGUUCUGUAUGUUAAGCGGUAGCGUUAUUUUGAGUGUACUGUCUCUGGCAAUAUGCACAAUGAUGUCUUUCUACCCCAUUGUGUUAAUUAUCCCACUGUUUUUGUACUCUAACGGAAUUUACAAAAGCAAAUUUCGGGCGAUUCUCACCCCGAUUUUGUUUAUCGCCACACUUGCGGCUUUUAUAACCAUUUCGAUUGGUUUAAGCAACGGAACCGCAUUUAUGAAAAACGUGUACGGUUUCAUUCUAACAGUUCCAGACUUGCAGCCAAAUAUUGGCUUGUUUUGGUAUUUUUUCACCGAAAUGUUCGACCACUUUCGCGACUUGUUCAUCAGCUCGUUUCAAAUAAACGCAACCGUUUUGUAUUUAAUUCCACUGUCGGUCAAAUUUCGCAAAGACCCGUUUUUGCUAACGUUCGCGAUUUUGUGUCUGAUUUCUGUUUUUAAGUCGUAUCCGUGUCUGGGCGAUGUUGGGUUCGUGUUGAGUCUUUUGCCCUGUUUCAUACACUUGUUCAAUUACUCCCAGCAGGGAUUUUUAGUUGGGGUGAUUUUUCUUAUUACGACAGCUUUGGGUCCGAUUUUGUGGCAUUUGUGGAUUUAUUCAAACUCCGCAAAUGCGAACUUUUAUUUCGGAGUCACUUUGGCCUUUGCCAUUGCACAGAUUUUUCUUGUGACUGAUAUUUUGUUCGCGUAUUUGAAGCGCGAGUUUUGUUUGAAUCAUGGCAAGGAGAGGAAGAUUGAUGGAAAGGACGCCUUGCUGAUUUUAGAGUGAUUUGUGAUCUAGAUGUUAACCACAAUAAAUAAGACUUUUGUACAAA